AAUUUCGAACUUUGUUUUACUCGGCAUGAUUUGAGUGCGGUUCCCGAGGAUUUAUAGUUGUUAUCACGCGAGAUGAGUUGUUGGCGAACUUUUGCUUUCUGAUACUCCCAGUUGUAUCGUCUCAAACGCUGCGAUGAUUUCUUGAACAUCUAUCUGCAUGGGAUUCUCCAAGUCUUGCCCAAACAUUCUAUGGUCAUUUUUUUCAGGAGAAUUUGCAAGGUUUUCUUGAAAAACUGUCUGUAUUGUAACUUGGAUUUUGUUCUUGGAGGAUACCAGAAAUUUUUGUGCUAGUGUGUGCCUACUGUAAACUGUUACUCUAAUUCCCCUUAUUUGUUGUUUAAGCAAUUAAGAUUUAAAAGACGCUGCAGUUUUAAACAUCUUGGAUUCAUAUUUUGGCAUAUUUAUUGAUCCCACGCUAAGUGGUGACAGUUAAAAGCAAGAUUGCUGAUCAACAAGAUCUUUUUGUUCACCAGUUCUCGGAUUGGAUUAUUUUGAUCGUGUGCCAAGGAUAGAAACGUGUGCUUUGUCUUUUUGUGACGCCAUCCUUCAUUGAGCAGUUUACCUUCCAAAGCUUCUUCAAGGACGAAUAUUUAGAAAAGAGCAAUAAUGUUGAUAUCGGGGCAACCAGUCGGGCCGACUUUCAAAGCGACAGCCCCUAACGCUGUGUGGUCGCCAAGCACAAAACGGGCAAAUCUUCGACUAAACUGCAAUCUACAGCCCCAGAACGAAAUGCCAGCGCAGAUUCAGCCUGAGUCGCCACCCAAAGCCACAAAUACCAAAGAAAGUAAGACAGAAGAUGAGAAGAGUCCAGUAUGGCAGCCAUUCGGGGCACCUUACGAAGGACCGCCGCAAUUCCGACCAGUGAAGUUGGGACUCUCUCAGACCAAGACGACCACUACUACCACCACACUCUCUCAUAACGAAGUAUCAAAAGAUAAAGAAACCGAACCCACAGAAGUCACCAAACCCGAAUCUCCUAGUCCAUCCUGUACAGAAAAGGAAAGAACGACAUCUCCUACUGCUGGAAAACCCUUAUCUGACAGUCCACUUGAACCACCGUCUACCAGCACUGCCCCAACAAUUUUUACUAAGACGGGUUGGGGUAGCCACUUGCCUCCAUCCCAGAGUCCAACCAUAACUCUUUUACAAAAAGCUAGAGAAGGCAAAAUAACUAAAGGUGCUGUACAUAUAGAGGAAAAACCAGAAUCAACCCCUAUUCCAAGGAAUGCUGUUCUCAUUGACCAGAAGGUGACUGUGGAGGGUGAUAAGGUUCAUACCGAUAGCUAUUACGCUGUACCCACUUUGACCACAGAGAGCACGACGCACAAUAUAAAAGCACCUCCAAAGUACGAUGGCAUUGGACCGACUGAGUAUGGAAUUCCUGUUGGACUCAGAACAGGAGUAAAAGAAGAAUAUGCCAGUGAUUGGUAUAAAACAAUGUACAAGUCUUUGCAUCGAUCCAGAUUCCCAAAUGAGCCUACUAAAACUGUGCACCUUGGUGGAUACAUGUCCGAACCUGAAUAUGAAAGGAAAGAUAAAAUAAAAUCGAAGUAUGCAACAGACUACAGACGUAAGCCUGAGAAGUCAGUGUCUUAUACAACGGACACAUCCUCCGAUUUGUCACGGAUCAAUGCCGAUUCUAAUGUUGUACGUCAUGAUACCAAAGAAGUGUACAGGGUGGAACCCCGAAGCAUCGCCGAAUACGAACCCGGGAAAUCCUCACUUGCUGAAAAAGAAUUUCAGAAAUUUUGGAGCGAUUUUUGGGAUUCCAUGGAUGAUCUGCAUGAGCAUCUUGGAAGUAGUCCAAGAAGUCCGAGGCCUCAACAGGGUCUCAAUCGAAGGUGGCCGAAUGUUCUUCUUAGUGAUGGCUACGAUUCAGAUUCGACUCUGAUUCGGAAAACGGGUCGAAUACCGGAAGUAGAUCCAGAUCAGCAGAAAGCUUGGUACAAAGAAAUUCAAAAAGGUGGCGAAAUUCCCCUCACGGGACUUCGAAAAUCUGCACCAGAAAGGCCUGCAGCUCCCACACACAAGUACGAAGAAACGGAAGUUAACAUUCAUUAUCGAAGUCCUGUACGACACCUGGAAAAAGAAUAUAUUGAUGAAGAAGAACUGAGGAAAAUACAGGAAGAUGCGAUGCGGAAGUUGUACGAAGAAGAAAGACGUAAAAAACACCAACAAGAGCUGGCAGAAAUCGAAAUGAGAAGGCACAGCGAUUUCUUUACACCAUCACAGAAGUCUCCGAUUCCGUUGAAUAGAUAUGAUAAUCCUUUCGAAUCCAAUUACCACAAUUUGGCGCCACACGGGUUCUCGAGGGGACCGCCUCCUAAAACCAUGGCAAGAGCUUUAUAUCCAUUUACAGCUCAAACAACCAGGGAGCUUAGUUUAAAUAAAGGCGACAUUGUAUACAUCACCAAACAAGUCGACAAGAACUGGUAUGAAGGAGAACAUCACGGUCUUGUGGGUAUUUUCCCAGUCACCUAUGUUGAGAUCAUCCCCAAUGAGAAGGCUAAUCUGCAACCUCGCAAAGCUGUGGAAGGAGAAGCACUAGUCAAAUAUAAUUUCAGAGCGCAAACGCCUCAAGAACUAUCACUUUUCAAGGGUGAAAAAGUUGUUUUGAUAAGGAGGUUAGACCACAACUGGUUCGAAGGUCGACUAGGUGCAAAGAAAGGUAUUUUUCCGAUUUCCUAUGUGGAAGUUUUACAAGAACCAGGAGAAUUUUCCGGUACACGUACAGCCUCACCAAAACCACCAGCAAGUCCUGUGUUCAGCUCUCUCAUCAGUGGAUCACCUCCAAAAACACACGAGGGACCGACUUUCAACACGGGUUUGAGGCCGCUUCAAAGUAAGCCUCCGCUUCAGUUGGAAAAAUCCGAGGCCAGAUCACCACUCACACAAUCAUUGCAUAUCGAUACCUACAAUGAACCAAUCCCAUACCGAGCCUUAUAUGCCUACAAACCUCAGAACGAUGACGAGCUGGAAUUGAAAGAGGGCGACACGGUGUACGUGAUGGAGAAGUGUGACGACGGUUGGUAUGUGGGAACUUCUCUCAGAACAGGCCUCUUCGGAACCUUCCCGGGAAAUUAUGUCGAGAGGAUUUAAUCCUCGAAGCAGAAAUGAAGUUUCGAAAGAUUCUUGAUCUUUGUGUCUAGUCUUGCGUCGAACAACGUUCUAGCUUUCUUCAAAGUGGAUUGGAAAAAAGUGCUCUUGCCAAUCAAAGAAAAAAAAAAAAAACUUGUACAGACAUUCUUAAAACAGUGCUUCAUUUUUUCAUUUGAAACAAAACAUUUUAUAAAGAUAAGCAAUUUAUGUAUGAAUCAUACAUUGAAAAAUAUUUAAUCAUAUAUAGAAACUUUUCGAGAUAUAUUUAUCCUAUAGAUUUGGAAUUAUAUAAAUGUUACAUGAAAAUAAAUUUUUGCUGGAGUGA
This is a messenger RNA of Argiope bruennichi, 3424 nucleotides long. RefSeq names its product sorbin and SH3 domain-containing protein 1-like. The record is from RefSeq and is a predicted model, not a curated record. The transcript is spliced from 23 exons. Gene Ontology annotation, molecular function: protein binding. NCBI's taxonomy places the organism in Eukaryota, Metazoa, Arthropoda, Arachnida, Araneae, Araneidae. Bases 607 to 3099 code for a protein of 830 amino acids.